AUGAGUCCUCUGGGCCAGGUUAGUGUGAAGCUUACCUGGAACACAGCUUUGCUCGCCGUGCUCUCCCUCAUGGUGCCUCUGAGUAUGUGCCAGUCCACAGGCCCCGCCACGGGCCCCACACACCCACAGAACUGUCCAGCUGUGUGUUCCUGCACUAACCAGCUCAGCAAGGUGGUGUGUACCCGCCGCGGCUUGUUGAGGGUGCCCCCAAACAUCCCCACCAACACCAGGUACCUGAACCUUAUGGAGAACAGCAUCGAGACCAUCCAGGCUGAUACCUUCAGGCGUUUGCACCAUCUAGAGGUACUGCAGCUGGGCCGCAACGCUAUCCGACAGAUUGAAGUUGGAGCGUUUAAUGGGCUGACCAGCCUGAACACCCUGGAGCUGUUCGACAACAGGCUAACAGUCAUUCCCAGCGGGGCCUUUGAGUACUUGUCAAAGUUGAGAGAGUUGUGGCUACGAAACAAUCCCAUCGAGAGCAUCCCAUCCAACGCCUUUAACCGGGUCCCGUCCCUAAUGAGGCUGGACCUGGGGGAACUGAGAAAACUGGAGUACAUCUCGGAUGGGGCUUUUGAUGGGCUCCAGAAUCUCAAGUAUCUAAACUUGGGGAUGUGCAACCUGCGGGAGUUUCCACAUCUGUCUCCGCUGAUGGGAUUAGAGGAACUUGAGAUAUCGGAGAAUGUUUUUCCUGAACUAAAACCUGCGGCCUUUCAUGGACUAAAACAUUUACGAAAACUCUGGAUUAUGAACUCUGCCAUCACCAUCAUUGAGAGAAAUGCAUUUGACGACAACACAGCUCUGGUGGAGCUGAAUCUAGCCCAUAAUAAUCUGUCAUCGCUUCCACACAACCUGUUCACUCCUCUGCAGUAUCUGGUGGAGCUCCACCUCCACCAUAACCCAUGGCGUUGUGACUGUGAUGUAGUGUGGCUCUCCUGGUGGCUCAGAGAAUACAUUCCCACUAACUCCACGUGCUGUGGACGCUGCCACACCCCUCUCCACAUGAAAGGCCGCUUCUUAGUGGAGGUGGAUCAGACCACCUUCCAGUGCUCUGCCCCGGUCAUACUCGAUGCCCCCAGAGAUCUGAAUAUUUCAGCAGAGAGAGUGGCUGAGCUGAAGUGUCGCACGGCAGCCAUGAGCUCAGUGCGAUGGCUUCUUCCAAACGGCACUGUAUUGACACAUGGGUCUUCUCACCCACGAAUAUCUGUGCUUAACGAUGGAACGCUCAACUUUUCCAACGUUCUGCCCUCUGACACGGGCAUAUACACCUGCAUGGUGAGCAACAUGGCAGGAAAUUCUAAUGCCUCAGCAUAUCUAAAUGUUAGCAAUGCUGAACUCAAUACAUCUAAUUUAUCCUACUUCACCACUGUCACCGUGGAGAUAAUGGAGCCCACAGUGGAGGAGACCCCUAAACCCAAACCCACACUUCCUGCCUCUCCUUCUGUGUUUCAGCCCGUCUUUAUCUCCACACCCACUGUGUUGUUCCACAACACUCAGACUCCCAGGCAGGUGUCCAUCCCCACUGCCAAGAUCCCCAGUGGGCCCGCUGCCAGCCUUGAUGAGGUCAUGAAGACCACCAAAAUUAUUAUUGGCUGCUUUGUUGCAGUCACCCUGCUGGCAGCUGCCAUGUUGAUAGCUUUUUAUAAGUUACGCAAACGACAUCAACAGAGGAGCACAGUGGCUGCAGUGAGGACCAUAGAAAUCAUUCAGAUGGAGGAUGAGGUUCCUCCGGUUCCUCCCACCACUUCUGGAUCUAGCGGCUCAGACGACACAGGAAUGGUACUGCCCACUUUAGUGGAACACAACAGCAACACCUUUAAACCUGGAUAUGUGUCCUCCACCACUCGGCAGGGGAGUUACGGAGCACACUGGACCCACAACAACUCUCUGCACCGCUCAGUCAGACAGCAUCACAGCCACAUCAGCACUAUCUCUGACCCUUACAUCAUAAAGACCUCUCAUGGCAAGGAUAAGGUUCAAGAGACCCAAAUCUAA
Molecule: messenger RNA, 1992 nt
Organism: Knipowitschia caucasica
Lineage: Eukaryota; Metazoa; Chordata; Actinopteri; Gobiiformes; Gobiidae
Source: the annotation of a GenBank genome assembly